Kuraishia capsulata CBS 1993 is the source of this 1545-nucleotide messenger RNA. RefSeq lists its product as uncharacterized. The record is from RefSeq and is a predicted model, not a curated record. Gene Ontology annotation, cellular component: cytoplasm. The transcript has a single exon. Gene Ontology annotation, molecular function: zinc ion binding. NCBI's taxonomy places the organism in Eukaryota, Fungi, Ascomycota, Pichiomycetes, Pichiales, Pichiaceae. The coding region runs from base 1 to 1545 and encodes 514 amino acids.
AUGGCCGUCGUGGUAAAUCUUCAGGCGAAUUUGCAACAUUUCCGGAUUGCCACCGUGGCAAGUUGGAUUCUUGCUGGAUUGGCGGUGUACGAGGCAUUCAAUACUAGGCCCACGGCGCACUCCGCACUGGUUGAGCUGUCCUCUGGCUUCAACGUGGUGGUGAUAUGUUUCGCAGUGGGAUCCACUAUCAUCGAACUGUGUUCGAGACUCCAGUAUUGGCUGUUUGGGGAGUUGAGGUUGAUAGAGUUGGAACGCAUGCGUGAGCACCUGGGAUACGAUUUGCUCAACACCACCUUGACCAUCGCCAUGUUCAGGACACAUAGCUUUUUGACCGUGAUACCCUUUGCACUUUCGGUGUUGUAUUCUAAUAUUUAUCAGAGGAUUCUGAUGGAUAGAUUGGACUAUACGUUCCAGCAUGUGGCUUCCUACAGAGACAUUUUCAAGAGCAGGGCAGUGGUGUUCUCAGCGGUGUUCCUGAUAUGGGACAGAGUGCUGCUCCAGAUGGCUUUUGGCAAGAACUGGAGAGUCGAGGCCGAUCUUUACACGCUUCUGGGUUUGGAGUUGGUUCUUACGGGUUUGGAUUUGGCCGAGACUACGUUCAGACAUGUUGCUUCGUUCUCUCCAUCCGAGGAUGAGGAAGUGGAUACCGAGGAUAUUUUCACCAAAGUGAAAGUUCUGGAAGUGCUGGUGUCUAUUUGCCGUCUGAUGAUUAUCGGGUACGUUUUGGUGAAGUUCCUGAGGUUCGGUUCAACUCCUAUCUUCUUGUGUCAUUCAACCUGGAGAGCUGGUAUGAAGCUGAAAAGACAGGUUACGGAUUGGUACAUGUACAUGAAAAUCGCCACAACACUGGAUUCGAACCUGAAAAAUGCCACCGAGUUGGACCUGGAGAAGGACAAUAUCUGCAUCAUCUGUCGCGAUGAAAUGGAGCUGGAUCCCACGAAUCUACGGAAUAAAAGAAACACACCGAAGAAACUCCAGUGUGGCCACAUUCUUCACCUGGGAUGUCUCAAGAGUUGGAUUGAACGGUCUCAGAGCUGUCCGAUGUGUCGCGCGCCUGUUUUCAAAAGUGAUGCUAAGGCUGAACCCGAGCCGGCUCUUGAUAUGCCGAAUGCACCAGUAGUGAACGAGGAUGUGGAAGAUGUGAACUUUGAUAAUGAUGGGAAUGCUGUGAAUGAAAACCCGGAAUCAGUUUAUUUCGUGCCGAUUGAGCCGGUUACCUUAGGACCAGAGUCUAGUGAAGGUGCGUCGUCAUCUGCAUCUGCAGAUGCGUCUGCUUCUGUACCUCCUUCUGCACCCACAUCCACAUUCACGUCUACAUCUGCUCCUAUGCAAGGCUCAGAAAGACAUACAGAACCAACCAGUCUCGCAACGGAGUCACAGAACUCGUUCUCCCUCGAGCAAAUUCCCCGGAACAUGGUCCUUCCUCCGGGCUGGAUUGCAGUUCCGCUGCGACAGACUAGUGGGGGCUACGAGGCCAUCAUCAACAGAGACACGAGUAUGAGAGUGGUGCAGGUGCCGAGACAUGGACCGCAUGAUGAUAGGUGA